Molecule: messenger RNA, 1974 nt
Organism: Mollisia scopiformis
Lineage: Eukaryota; Fungi; Ascomycota; Leotiomycetes; Helotiales; Mollisiaceae
Product: SHMT-domain-containing protein
Exons: 6
Coding region: 135-1685 (516 amino acids)
Biological process (GO): L-serine catabolic process; tetrahydrofolate interconversion; folic acid metabolic process
Cellular component (GO): cytoplasm
Molecular function (GO): zinc ion binding; serine binding; pyridoxal phosphate binding
Source: RefSeq, a predicted model, not a curated record
AAGACCAAUCCGUUUGGUGGGCACGGCAGGGAAAACAAUCUUGGAAGAACGAUCGUGAAAGUUCGGCCAUUUCUGUCCGGAGUUCGGAUUUCCGUCUGUAACCGUGCGAGGAUAUUUCUCGUCGAGGCGUCGUUAUGUCGCUCUUCAAGGGAGCCUCAAGGUCGUUGGCUAGAGCUGCGGUUGGACGAGGGAAGCCAAUAUGUGGUGCCAGACGAGCUUCGUCCAUGACAGCAGAGUCACAACAAAAACUUCUCGCAGCAGACCUCGAACAUGCAGAUCCUCAAAUAUACAACAUCCUCCAAAAUGAGAAACGAAGGCAAAAGCACUUUAUCAACCUCAUUCCCUCCGAAAACUUUACAUCCCAAGCUGUUCUCGAUGCACUCGGAAGUGUUAUGCAAAACAAAUACUCUGAAGGUUAUCCUGGAGCAAGAUAUUAUGGUGGAAAUGAAUUCAUCGACGAGGCAGAGAGAUUAUGCCAGAGCCGUGCUCUGCAGACCUUUGGGUUGAAAGAUUCAGACUGGGGUGUUAAUGUUCAGCCUUUAUCUGGAUCUCCUGCCAACCUCUACGCAUACUCCGCACUCCUAAAUACGCACGAUCGCAUAAUGGGUUUGGAUUUACCACACGGUGGGCAUCUUUCCCAUGGAUACCAAACACCUACAAAGAAGAUUUCUGCCAUUUCAAAAUAUUUCGAGACCUUACCAUAUCGUUUGGACGAAAGCACAGGUCUCAUUGACUAUGCCAAAUUGGAGGAUCUGGCCACGCUAUACAGGCCGAAGUUGAUUAUUGCCGGUACGUCUGCUUACAGCAGACUGAUUGAAUACGAUCGCUUUCGAGAAAUCGCCGACAAGGUCGGAGCAUACCUUUUAGCUGAUAUAGCACACAUCUCUGGGUUGGUAGCUGCCAAGGUUAUCCCAACUCCAUUUGAAUACGCGGAUGUUGUCACCACAACUACACACAAGUCAUUAAGAGGACCUCGAGGUGCUAUGAUCUUCUUCAGGAAGGGAGUACGGAAAGUCAACCCCAAGACUAACGAGCAGGAGAUGUGGAAUCUUGAAGACCCUAUCAAUUCUUCAGUCUUCCCAGGACAUCAAGGUGGACCUCAUAAUCAUACCAUUACAGCACUGGCUGUGGCGCUUAAGCAAGCACAAAGUCCAGAGUUCAGAGCAUAUCAAGAAGCAGUACUUCAGAAUGCACAAGCGUUCGCCAAGCGAUUAGGAGAUCCUAAAGACAAGGGCGGAUUAGGUUACUCUAUUGUCUCAGGCGGUACAGACAAUCAUCUCGUUCUGGUGGACCUCAAACCUCAAGGUGUUGAUGGAGCCAGAGUAGAGCGUAUCUUAGAAUUGGUGGGCGUCGCAAGCAACAAGAAUACCGUUCCAGGCGACAAGUCAGCUCUGAAACCAGGUGGACUGAGAAUGGGCACGCCAGCCAUGACGACUCGAGGUUUCCAACCAGAUGAUUUCGUUCGGGUGGCGGAUGUUGUGAACAGAGCAAUUACCAUCACCCAAAGACUGAACAAGACAGCCAAGGAGGCUGCUGAAGCGAAGGGCAGGAAGAACCCAGGAAGUGUGAAAGCUUUCAUGGAGUACCUCGGAGAGGGUGAUAAUGAGAGCGAGAUUGUGCAGCUGAGAAGUGAGGUCGAGGAGUGGGUUGGAACUUUCUCUUUGCCUUGGGAGUCCAGUACAUAGGCAUUUUGGUAAGGCGUAAUGCAGUAGUGAUAUCUGAGUAGAUUCAACACACGCUACUCAGUAACAAUGGUAAUGGUUUAAGGCAUACACCGCUGUGUCACAGCCUUGGUUUCUGAAAAUUGCUUUUUCUUAACUUUCUGCCUGUUCUAAAUGUAAAAAAAGGUGUAUCCGAAAUGUAUGUCAUCUUCCGCUGUCAAAACUUUCAUUGCAGGACAAACUUUUGUACCUCGAUCGAGCAAAAUUGUGUCAAAAUAAAUCCACAGACAUAAGACAACUUAGUUUCUUCUGC